UCCGGCUUUUAUUCGAAAACUAUUCCACGUAUUGUUUUGCAGUUUGGCUACGAAAAGCAUUUAAGGAACAGCUUACAGGCCUAUAAUAGUGAGACGUUCUAUUUUCCCUUACUAAUAGGUAAGUUUUGACUGUGAAAAUGGCUAAAACGGCACUUUUUGCGGCGAGAUUUAGGUAAGAAGAUUCAUUUUCCCGGGCUUCGGAAAAUUAUAGACCCGUAGAAUGCACCUUUGUCUUGCGUCGCGUGAUAAAAAAAUAUAGUUUCGUAGAUGAAAAUCGAUGGUUCUACGAUGCAGUUCUAAAGCACUGCAUGCCAGUAAGACACUCCAGUGAAGUGGCGCCACCACGCGCUCCGCUCGGCCGCUAUCAGUCCGGGAGGGGAAGUAGCCUUGAGCGGCGGGAAGGUGGGUAUGCGGGGGGAAAAGAUCCGGCUGGUAGGGGGAGUGCCCAGCUGCUGCGUGUCGCUAACCUGAGUCUAGGGCAGUAGCUGUCUUUGACAGACGCACAGUGCGAGGUGCGAGAUAAUAGUUCGUACAUCCAUCAUCCUGCGUGCGUGCUCUGAUACUUGUGAAUGUGUGUGGGUGAAUUGACUCGCGUCAAGUGCCAGUAGAACGUUUAGCCUUUAUACCCAUUUAGAAAGGUUUGAUUUACAAAGGUAUGGAAUCUGCGAGAAAGCAAGUUUUGAAUGAAGACAAAAGAAGAGGUAAAAAACGUCACUUGCGUCUGAAUGCAGUUCGAAAGAAAAGGAAAUGGAACAAAGGGAAAGUUUUACGUUUAGUUGACGGCAGGCUGCGUUACGUGAAAAACCAUGAAACAAGGUUUUCCAACUAUACUUCACAUGAGUCUUUCAGUACAUCCAAACACGCGGGGAAUAUAGAAAAUGCUGUUGAAAGGAAAACCCAGACAGACAGUGAGACUUGCUACAUAACGUUGUCUCCAGCAAGGUGUUCCACCUCUCCCGGCGAUACUGCUUCACAUGAUCAAGUAGACAUCGAUGGAGCAGGUUGUUCGUUUUGGACAAACGAAAUAUUGGCGACACCGCAGAAAGUCACAACUACUGAUUAUCCUACAGAAGAAUAUGAUGUUACUGGAAUAUUUUCAGACACGGAACAAGAGUCAAAAUCGGUCACAAGUGACUACGCUCAGCUUCUUGAAGGCGUGGAGAAACUUUCGUCACCAGCAUCUUCACCCGAACAAACCUCUCCUAAAAAAACUUUCAGCUCUGAAUCAUCAACCUUUCCGAUACAAGGCCGUCGACUGUUUGAUGUUGACUUUCUAUUCAAAGAAAUGUCGCGCAUCAGCCAACAUAACAAAGUGUUUCAGUGUUCGUUUGAAAAUAUGCGAUUAAUAAAAGAACAUAAAAAUGGAAUGAUAAGUAAAUUUGAUUUCAAGUGUAAUAUGUGUGGUACUGUUGAAUCUAUUUUCUCGGAGGACCCCCAAACAAAUAAAGUCAACUGUAACAUGGCAUGGGUGAACAGUAUGUUGUUAACGGGCCAAAGUUUUACACAGUUACAAGACAUAACUUCAACUUUGGAAAUGCCUUGCAUGGCCAAGGAGACUUUCAACAAAUGUCAAAAAUCCCUAUCUUCUGUUAUACACGAUGUCGCAUGUCAAAGUAUGGAAGCCGCUGGCAAAGAAGAAGCAAGAUUGGCAGUAGAAAAUGGCAGUGUGGAUGUCGACGGAGUUCCUCUCAUAGCAGUUGUCACUGAUGGAGCUUGGUGUAAACGAUCGUAUGGAAACAAAUAUGAUGCUCUUUCUGGGGUGGCUUGCAUAGUAGGAAAAGAAACAAAAAAAGUUAUCUUCGCAAGCACUAGGAAUCGAUACUGCUGCAUAUGUUCACGAGCAAACAGUAAAAAUGAGACGCCAAAGGACCACGUCUGUUUCAAAAAUUGGAACAAGUCUUCAAAUGCCAUGGAAUCUGACAUCAUAGUGGAAGGUUUCAAAUGCAGUGUUUCCAUGCAUAACCUGAAAUAUCAUCAGCUGAUUGGUGAGUCACAAGGUGAUCAGUUAAUUUCAGAUGUUAUUAAUUAUUAUGUAUUUGUGUCGAUAGUAUAUUUUCGAAAUAAUUUUAAUGCCGUGUGGUAUUUAAUGUUUUUAUUUCCGACGUCGCACGUUUCAUAUGUUUUCAUACAAUGCUGCAUAUUGUAACGAACUGAAAUGUAGCGCUUUUGUAACAGCUACUUCCUAAAUAUACAGAAAGGUAUUAGCUCUACAAUGUUUAUAAAUGUAACCUCGCGAAGAGUAGGUACUAAAUAUUGUGAACUAUAUGAAAAUAGUUAGCCUCAGAGCAGUAACCGAGCGCUCUGAUAUGCCUACAAGAAGAACGUGCAUAUGUGGCCAUUUCGAGUUAAAAAUGAUUUGGUAGUUUUCUGUAGGUAUUUUUCAGUGAGCCAUUGUAUGUAAGUAGUUGUGUUAAUUAAAGAAAUGUUGUCUUGCACUUGUAUUUCAUACCCCAGAAAUAGCAUAGCCAUACAAUUCAGAGCCUACCACUAUGUUAAUAUAUGUACUUCUUUGAGGGCUUAACUGCAGAUUUAUGUCUUGGUAUGGUUCUUAGGAAUAUUUUUAAAGGGUAUGCAAGGUAUAAAGUUUUCCAUUUAGCCGAAAAAAGGACCCAAAAAUAUUGUAAAGUAUGCGGCCUUAGUUUUAAUAUUUGUGAGAAAUAGAGUAUUGAAGUCUUAUCUUGUUUAAGGCCAUGUUACAGCGUUUAACGGCCCUUCAAAAACAAUAAUUUUUAAUCAAUGUUUUGUCUAUACAGAAAAAUCACCCAGUUUUAACAAUACCACCUUAAACGUUUUAUUAAAGUAUUGUCAUACCAAUAAACAUAACAGUUUUUUUCCAAUAUUUCUAAAUAAGUUAACGCCAAUUUUUUGCCCGAAAAUGAGAUAAAGAAUGACAAAAUAAUGUAUGCGGCCGAAUUAUACGUGGUAGAUUUAAAUAGCUUCUAAGGAUUUGUUCACAGUUUCAUUUCACGGAGUCAUGAAUUUUCUCAAUUCAUUACAUUGGAAACUAACUGAUAAAUUUAACUCAUUAUUUUCGAAACGCUGCAACAUGGCCUUGUAUUUUUUUUCGUAUAUAAAUAAAUACCUAUACAUUUAUCACAUUAGUACGUAGCGUGUUGUAAACAUUUUCAGGAGAUGGCGAUAGCAGCAUUAUGACCCAGUUGGUGAAGGCUCAGCCAUAUGGUCCAAAUUUUACAAUCACCAAAAUUGAAUGUACUAACCACAUACUGCGAAAUUACCUUCGAAGGAUACGUUGUAUUGCUCAAAAGACGAAAAACGAAAUUGGUUCCGUUUCUCCUGUUCUACGAAAGGCUGUAUCUGACAAACAACUCCGCCUUCGAGCUGCAGUCACCGGAGCUGUGCAGCAUAGGCGUGCUCAAAAAGAGUUUCCAAUUCACAGAAAAAUUGAGGAGUUAAAACUUGACAUUUACAAUGGUCCAUUUCACGUAUUUGGUGACCACUCAGGAUGCGCAAUUAGAGGUUAUUUCUGUAGCGGAUUGAAAGAAAACGAGGAAAACCUUGUACCGCCUCUUCAAGAGGCAGGUAUAUGGUCAGAAAUAAUAGCAGCUCGAAACAUUGUUGCACAUCAUGCUGUAAGCCUUUUACAUAAUGUCAAUACUAAUACAGCAGAGUCUUUCAAUAAUGUGGUUUGCAAGCAUGUUUCAAGUAAACGAGUAAACUUUUGUUUGAGUGGUGGCUACCAAACAAGAAGCGAGCUCUCUGUAAUUUCUUUUAAUUCAGGUCCUCAAACACAGUCCUUUAUCCAUAAAGGAAACAUCACUAAAGCUCACAUACAGCGCAAGGAACGUUCAUCAGAGAAAAGAAAGCUCAGGAGGCUGACAAACCCACAAACAUUUAAGCGCAGAAAGUUGUAUGUGACAGGUCCUGACAAGGAUUAUGGCUGUGUAGAACAACGCAUACCUGACAUGGAACCAGACGAAUAUGCAAGACAGACACAGGAAUUUCUCGCUAGUCUUUGUAAAACGGAUGAAGAACGAGAAAAUCUACAAAUCGCUACCAAAGGGCAAAAUGAUUCUGUUCUCUGGAAAUCAGAAAGAAUCAAGCGACUGACAGCAUCAAAUUUCGGUAGAAUCUGUAACAUGAAGAAAUCCACUAAGCGAGCAAAAUCCGUUGUCAAUAUAUUGUACAGUAGGUUUUCAGGGACGGAGGCCACAAGGUAUGGAUUGGAAAAUGAGCAUAGCGCCAUUCAGGAUUUUGAAGUGAACUUUGGUAAGAAGGUGGCUCGCUGUGGCUUAUUCGUCGAUAAGGAACACCCAUGGCUGGCAGCAACACCUGACGGUCUUGUUGGAGAUGAUGGUAUCCUUGAAGUAAAAUGUCCUGCCGUAGCUGCCAGAAUGUCUCCACAAGAAGCAGUGGAACAGAAAAAAGUAACAUUUUGUAACAUUCUGGAUGGUAAAAUGUUUCUGAAGAAAGGACAUGCUUACAUGUACCAAGUGCAGGGACAACUGCAUAUUACCAAUCGUAAGUACUGUUAUUUCGUCCUUUGGACACCACGUGGCUUACUAGUGCAACAAAUUGAAAGAGAGAACAGUUUCUGGAAAGAAAAAAUGAUCAACAAACUGACACAGUUUUACAUGACGUGCCUUCUACCGGAAAUAAUAGAUCCACGUUAUCCUAGGAAUAUGGAAAUCAGGGAACCUGAUAAUACACUGUAAACAAUUGAUGGACAAUAGCCUUACAUGUAAGCCAAAAUUACCACAAACAGUACAGGUAAAUUCCCAUUUUUAAAGAAGGAUAUUAACAACAAAAAUGAUUUCAUAAAGAUUACAGUUAGGCCUAUAGAUUUUUGUUUUCUAGUCCAAUAAACAAUUGAAACAUAGAAAAUUGGCGUACUAGUUUGACGAAAGAUGUUUGAAAUGAUACAGUUAUACAGACAAGUGCCCAGUUGCCAGUUUCCGUGCCAACAGAAAAAAAACCUUAUGUUUGUGUAUGCUGUGAAAUACUUAAAUCAAUAUAAUGUAACAGUGUAAUUGGCAUGCAGUGUCUUAUAACUUUGCACUUAGAUUAUAUUAUUAUGGGCCGUAUCUCAUUGUGAAUCGUUUUAAAAGAUAUACGUAAAAUGUUUGUUUCACUCUACAUGUUAUAUUGUGCGCUGAUAGUUUACUACUAGUAUCGAGCAGCUGUUUAUUUUUAUUUUUGGUUUUGAUGUAUUAACAUUAGU
Bacillus rossius redtenbacheri is the source of this 5179-nucleotide messenger RNA. RefSeq lists its product as uncharacterized. The transcript is spliced from 4 exons. Bases 656 to 2146 code for a protein of 496 amino acids. Lineage: Eukaryota; Metazoa; Arthropoda; Insecta; Phasmatodea; Bacillidae. The record is from RefSeq and is a predicted model, not a curated record.